This is a messenger RNA of Penicillium hordei, 828 nucleotides long. RefSeq names its product WW domain-containing protein. The transcript has a single exon. Lineage: Eukaryota; Fungi; Ascomycota; Eurotiomycetes; Eurotiales; Aspergillaceae. Gene Ontology annotation, molecular function: protein binding. The record is from RefSeq and is a predicted model, not a curated record. Bases 1 to 828 code for a protein of 275 amino acids.
AUGCCUGCCUCACCAGAAGAAUCGGCAUCUAUUUCGCAAGAACGCGCCAGUGGCUCACCUAGCCCUGCUCCGUCGGGCCUUGAGACGGAAGCCAAGCAUGACAUCGACAGCCAGAAAGACGAGGAAAAGGACGAAGAAACCCAACCAACUGAAGAACCGAAAACGGACGCGUCCAAGUCGCAACCCAAUGAACCUGAGCAAGAUGAACUGACAUCUGCACCACCACUCCCCGCUGAAGUCCCACCACCACUUCCCGCCGAGGCUCCGCCCGCACAGGUCGAGGACGAUGGAUGGGAACCUGCAUGGGACGCCACCGCAGGAGCAUAUUACUUUUACAACCGCUUCACUGGAGUUUCCCAGUGGGAAAACCCCCGUGUGCCAGAGAUCCCAGCAGCACCCGGCACAGAAGACAGCCACCGAAGUACAGCUUCAAAAAAGGAACCAGUCCUCGGUGGCUAUAAUCCCGCGAUACACGGCAACUAUGACCCCACCGCACCGUAUGCGCAAUACCACGAAGAGCCAACAGAGCCCGCGAACGCAGUCGGGUUCGAUCCCUCCGCAGCAUAUGCAGCUACCGGCACAUUCAACCGCUUCACUGGACGAUGGCAAGCUGCAACGAUCAAUCCGGAUAAUCACAAUGAUGAGAACAAGUCUCGACGACAGAUGAACGCUUUCUUCGACGUUGAUGCCGCGGCAAAUAGCCAUGAUGGCCGGAGUUUGCGCGCAGAGCGCAGCGCUAAGAAAUUGACGAAGCAAGAAUUGAAGCAGUUCAAGGAGAAGCGUCGCGAGAAGAAGGAGGAGAAGAGGCGGGCUUGGCUCAGGGAUUAG